AUGGACGACCGCGCGGAUCCUAUCUCACAGUUCUUUCCAGAUCAGGAGGACGUAGAUCUAUACGAGGUGCUCUCAAUCUCACCGGAUGCCAAGCCAGACGAGAUCAAGAAAGCCUACCGCCGCCUUGCCCUAGUACACCAUCCUGACAAACACGCUACCGCGAGUGAAACCGCCAAAGCCGACGCGUCGUUGAGGUUUCAGCAGGUUGGCUUCGCAUAUACCGUGCUCUCUGAUGAGAAACGGAGGGCGCGCUACGACAAGACGGGCAAGACGGAUGAGGGGGCGGGUCUCUCGCCGGGAGAGGAUGGCUGGGAAGCAUACUUCGAGGAGCUCUUCGACAGCGUGACGAGAGGGAAGCUCGAUGAUGACAAGAAACAGUAUCAGGGUUCUCUGGAGGAGGGAGAGGACGUCAAGCAGGCCUACGUCGAUGCGAAGGGGUCCAUUGGCGAGAUGAUGAAUCACAUUCCCCAUUCCACCCACGACGACGAAGCGCGCUUCAUCGUGAUGAUCUCAAAGCUCAUCAAGGAUGGCACGCUCCCGUCACUCCCGCAAUGGGAGUCGAGUAUCAAGGACGAGAAGGGGAAACUCGUCCGCAAGAAGCAGAGUCAGAAGGAAUCCAAGGAGGCGGAGGAGCUCGCGAAGGAGCUCGGUGUUUGGGACGAGUUCUACGGCAGCGGGAAGACUGGAGCGCGGAAGGGAAAGGGUGGUAAAGGCAAGGGGAAGGGGAAGGAUGUCCAGGAGGACGGUGGCGAGACAGCAGAGGAGGACCAUUCUGCAUUGCAGGCCCUCAUUCUGAAGAAGCGCAAGAACAUGAACAACUUCUUCGAUAGCCUUGCGGAGAAGUACGCCGAACCGCCGUCGAAGGGAAAGAAGGGCAAGAAGCGUGGCAAGGCGGCAGCAGACGAUGAAGAGGAGCCACCAGCGAAGAGGGCGAAGAAGGGCGCUGUCGAGAUGCCGGAAAUCGACGACGAGGAAUUCGCGAAAUUGCAAGACAACUUGUUCAGCGACAAGGCGAAGUCCAGCGAGACGGACGCUGCGGCAUCACCGAAGAAGAGAGGGCGUGCGGCUGCGAAGGAACGCAAGGCCAGAUGA
Messenger RNA from Rhodofomes roseus, 1092 nucleotides. RefSeq lists its product as uncharacterized. Gene Ontology annotation, cellular component: cytoplasm; nucleus. Gene Ontology annotation, molecular function: heat shock protein binding. The transcript is spliced from 2 exons. NCBI's taxonomy places the organism in Eukaryota, Fungi, Basidiomycota, Agaricomycetes, Polyporales, Fomitopsidaceae. The coding region runs from base 1 to 1092 and encodes 363 amino acids. The record is from RefSeq and is a predicted model, not a curated record.